Messenger RNA from Daktulosphaira vitifoliae (grape phylloxera), 1654 nucleotides. RefSeq names its product feline leukemia virus subgroup C receptor-related protein 2-like. The transcript has 8 exons. The coding region runs from base 163 to 1581 and encodes 472 amino acids. Gene Ontology annotation, cellular component: membrane. The record is from RefSeq and is a predicted model, not a curated record. NCBI's taxonomy places the organism in Eukaryota, Metazoa, Arthropoda, Insecta, Hemiptera, Phylloxeridae. Gene Ontology annotation, molecular function: heme transmembrane transporter activity; heme binding. Gene Ontology annotation, biological process: transmembrane transport; heme export.
AAAUUAGAUUCUAUGUGAUGUUAGGAGAUAAUCUAGUUUAGUCCUGACCAUUUACCAAAUUAUUCGCACAACCUCAGUGACUAUUAUAAUAAAUCGGUCAGUACACGAUGUCACUUGUAAUCAUUUUCGCGCAAGUGGCUACUCGCCGAUAAGCGAACGGCGAUGGCAAAUUUUGCUUCGGUCAUACAAAAUAUAAAUAAUGAACGUCAAGAAAACAUCGAGAAGAAAAUGCUAUCCACAACUAACCAAGAAAAACAAGAAAUUUUAAAGCUUUAUAAAUCAAGAUGGAUUAUACUAGGAGUUUACAUAUUGUACUCUAUGUCAAACGCGGCUCAUUGGAUACAAUACAGUAUCAUAUCCAAUAUAACUGGAAAGUUUUAUGGAGUAUCUAAUUAUUCUGUUGAUCUGACUUCUACUAUUUACAUGUUGGUAUAUGUGCCAUUGUUAGUACCAGCAUCGUGGUUGCUCGACAAGAAAGGCCUCAAAACAACGAUGUUGAUUGGAGCUGGCGGAACAGUAUUGGGAGCUUGGCUUAAAGUUUACUCGGCUGAGCCAGAUAAAUUUUUAAUAACAUUGUUAGGUCAAGGAUUGAUCGCAUGUUCUCAAGCAUUCAUCUUAAGUUUACCAUCUAGAUUAGCUGCUGUAUGGUUUGGAGCUUCUGAAGUAUCUACUGCGUGUUCUCUUGGAGUUUUUGGCAAUCAGUUAGGAGGAGCAUUAGGCUUCCUAAUUCCACCAAUGAUGGUUCAUGACAGCGAUAACUUAAGUGAAAUAGGAAAUGAAUUUCGCACAAUGUUUUUUUCUUUCGCUAUUGUCAACACCGCUGUGUUUUUCUUGGUACUCUGGAGUGUAAAGUCAGAACCAUUAUUAGCCCCAAGUUAUGCUCAAGUAGCACAGCGAAAGCAAAGAGAUGAUCCAACAAUAAUGAAUGACGCAUUUGUAAGUUCAAUGAAAGAUCUCAUGAAAAGCAAAGGUUAUGUUCUACUACUUAUAUCUUACGGUAUAAAUUCCGGCUGUUUUUAUGCCAUAUCUACUCUGUUUAGCCAAUUUAUACUCCAAUACUUCCCGGGUCACCAAGAAGAUGUAGGACGUAUCGGACUUUCAUUAGUUAUGAGUGGACUUGCCGGUUCAAUCCUUUGCGGUUACAUUUUAGACAAAACUCAUUUAUAUAAAGAAACUACUUUAGUUAUAUAUACUGGUACAUUGAUAUCUAUGGUUAUCUACGCUUUUAGUCUAUCGAAUAGUAAAUCCAUUUGGACUAUAUAUUUGACAGCCUCACUUUUAGGGCUUUUUAUGACCGGAUACCUACCAGUGGGCUACGAGUUAGCUAUAGAAAUUACUUACCCAAUAGCAGAAGGAACUUCUAGUGGCUUAUUAAAUGGAGGAACACAACUAAUAGGGUUCAUCUUAACCUCUGUUUAUAGUUGGGUAUUCGCUACAAUGGGUGACAAAUUUGCAAAUAUAAUGAUUAUCUGUUUAUUGGCUAUUGGGAGCCUCUUAACAGUCUUCAUACCACCAAGCUUAAAGAGACAAGCCGCUCACAAAGCUCACAAUGAAAAACAGAAUUUGGGCCUUGAACGUUAAAUAUACUUGUGGUAUUAAUUUAAUUUUUUUUGUACAAUAUUAUUUUAAUUAAAAUAUUUGUUUAUUAAUAAUA